AUGACUGUUCAGUACAACUUGGAUGUGUCAACUUCUCGGCCUUGGACCUUAUUCAAACUUUUAUUCCGGUGGCGCGGAAGUAUUUGGAAAUCAGUGACUCUCGAAUUAUUUGUUUGGUUGUUGUUAUUUGCCGUAAUAUCAUUGAUAUACCGCGUUGCUUUAAGCAAUGAACAAGUUAGUACAUUCGAGCAGUUCGUACAUUACUGCGAUGAGAAAUUGGAUUACAUUCCAUUGAAUUUUAUGCUUGGAUUUUUUGUUACAAUCGUUGUUUCAAGAUGGAUUAAUUUUUUCGUGAAUAUUGGCUAUAUUGAUAAUAUAGCUUUAAUGGUAGCAGCAUAUGUAAAAGGUUCGGAUGAUUGGGCACGAAUGCUGCGCCGAAAUAUCAUUCGGUAUUGUGUCUUAUCACAAGCACUUGUCUUCCGCGAUAUCAGUAUGCGAGUCCGGAAACGAUUUCCGACUAUCGAAGCAUUGGUUGCCGCCGGUUUUAUGAUGAAACACGAGAAGGAAAAGUACGAUGCGAUCCAAUAUCGCUAUGCUAAAUAUUGGAUGCCAUUCCAGUGGGCAUUGUCACUUUGUCAAGAAGCACGAAAUCAACAAAAAAUUUCCAGUGAUAUUUUGCUUGAAAAAGUUGGUGAAGAAAUUAAAAAGUUUCGUACGAAUUUGGCCAUUUUGUGUAACUUUGAUUGGGUACCUUUACCAAUUAUGUACCCACAACUAAUUGUCUUAGCUGUUCAUACAUAUUUUCUUGUUGGUGCUAUUGCCAGGCAAUAUAUUAUUAGUGAAAAUGCAAAGAAUAAAUCAACGUUGGAUAUAUACCUUCCGGUUAUGACUAUCAUUCAGUUUGUCUUCUACAUGGGAUGGCUAAAGGUAGGUUUAACAAUCGUCGAUGACGGAUGCAACAAAAUACCGGCAUUACUUAAAGAUGUUUUCUGGAGCGAAACCGAAAUUGAGCCUUUGUAUUCAGCGGAAUCGGCUCGUGGAGAAUAUCGACUUUCCGGUUUGACUGGUUCAACCGCAAAUGUUCAGUUAACUGAUCAAAAUAGGAAAAUUAAAAUGUUACCUUUAUCACGAGAAUUAGACAAUCAUCAUUCAAUUUCGGAACUUUUACGAAGUUCAAUGCGGCAUAGUCUGCGAUCUGGAAGAGCUGAUCAUCAUGGCGGUAUUAUGAACAUUGUUCGUCAAAAAUUUGGUAGGUCAUUAAGUCAUUCACAUUUCAAUACGAGCCAAAAUGCCGAUGAUAACAGCAACAAAACGAAUCAAACUGUGGACGAAUUGUCAGUCGUGGAAAAAGGUUACUCAAAAUGGAUAAGUAACAGUGAAAGCCGUCGAAGCAGUUUAAAUCGUGUUUUGGAGACUAUUAUCAAAGAAUCAUAUGAUAAUCCAAAUGUUAACUUAUCAGAUGAAGACUUGCCUCUUACAUUAAAGCAAACAUCGAUGAGUGAUGGACGACAUACUGGCCAUGCUGCACUGUCACAAACGUCAACGCUGUACAGACUGGAAGAUUUGGAAGAGGAAACAGAAGAUGCUAUAAGUAGGAAAAAUACCAAAGCAGAUAAUACUGCUCCUGUCACUGGCUACACUUACGUGAAUUACGUAAGGUCACCGAAUAGUGACGUACGGAUUAGUGCUGUCGAUGGAUUAUCACUGAUUGUAACUCGACAACGAAGUGUUCCAUCGAAUGAUGCAAAUUGCGCUUUUGUUCAAACAGCAAUUCGUAGGCAGAAUUCAUGUCCAGAAGUUAAUUUAGAGAAUAAAUCUUGGAUAUAA
This is a messenger RNA of Brugia pahangi, 1767 nucleotides long. NCBI's taxonomy places the organism in Eukaryota, Metazoa, Nematoda, Chromadorea, Rhabditida, Onchocercidae. The record is from the annotation of a GenBank genome assembly.